Messenger RNA from Colossoma macropomum (tambaqui), 5355 nucleotides. It is a transcript of the gene stat5b, whose product is annotated as signal transducer and activator of transcription 5b. The coding region runs from base 173 to 2536 and encodes 787 amino acids. Gene Ontology annotation, biological process: cytokine-mediated signaling pathway; defense response; response to peptide hormone. The transcript is spliced from 19 exons. Lineage: Eukaryota; Metazoa; Chordata; Actinopteri; Characiformes; Serrasalmidae. The record is from RefSeq and is a predicted model, not a curated record. Gene Ontology annotation, molecular function: RNA polymerase II cis-regulatory region sequence-specific DNA binding; DNA-binding transcription factor activity, RNA polymerase II-specific.
UAAACUGCAGGUACCGCGGUGCUCCCUCCUACAGAAACAACAUCGGUCCGGAAAACUGAAAACUACUAACACCUGGUUUGAUGGCAGAUUUUUAGCCCUUAUCAGCCUCGGAUAUUCAUAUAUGGACUGACAGCGUACUCACUGUAAGGAGGAAUAAAGCUGAUCGGUGGAGAUGGCGUUAUGGAUCCAGGCUCAGCAGUUAAAGGGGGAUGCGCUGCAUCAAAUGCAGGCCCUGUAUGGCCAACAUUUCCCCAUAGAGGUGCGACACUACCUGGCACAGUGGAUCGAGUCUCAGCCAUGGGAUGCGAUAGACGUGGAAAAACAGCAGGAGGAGUUUAAAGCCAAGCGUUUGUUGGAAAGCCUGAUUCAGGAACUGCAGAGAAAGGCUGAACACCAGAUGGGGGAAGAUGGCUUCUUGUUGAAAAUAAAACUGGGCCAUUACGCAUCACAGUUAAAGAGUGCAUAUGACCCUUGUCCAAUGGAGCUUGUGCGCUGCAUCAAACACAUCCUCUACACAGAGCAAAGGCUGGUACAAGAGGCAUCAAAUGUGAGCAGUCCGGGGGUGGGGCUGACGGAUGGCACGCCUCAGAAAUACCAGCAAAUUAACCAAGCGUUCGAGGAGCUGAGAGUGAUGACUCAGGACACAGAGAAUGACCUGAGAAAACUGCAACACAGCCAGGAAUAUUUCAUUAUUCAAUACCAGGAAAGCCUGAGAAUACAGGCUCAGCUGAGUAGUUUGGCGAGUUUGACACCGGCAGAAAGAGUGCAGAGAGAGACGAGCCUGCAAAGUCGGAAAGCUACCCUAGAGGCGUGGCUAACACGAGAGGCUAACACACUGCAGAAGUACAGACAGGACCUAGCGGAGAAACAGCAGAGGACACUGGCAUUGUUGAGGAAACAGCAGACGGUGAUCGUGGAUGAUGAACUGAUUCAGUGGAAGAGACGGCAGCAGCUAGCUGGAAAUGGAGGACCUCCAGAAGGGUCGCUGGACAUCCUUCAGUCCUGGUGUGAGAAGUUGGCGGACAUGAUCUGGCAGAACAGGCAGCAGAUUCGGCGGGUUGAACACCUAACUCAGCAGCUGCCCAUUCCAGGCCCUACAGAAGAGCUGCUCAAAGAGCUGAACAGCACCGUCACUGACAUCAUAUCCGCUCUAGUCACCAGCACGUUCAUUAUAGAAAAGCAGCCUCCACAGGUGUUGAAGACACAGACCAAGUUUGCAGCAACGGUACGUUUGUUGGUGGGAGGGAAAUUGAACGUCCACAUGAACCCGCCACAGGUGAAGGCUACCAUCAUCAAUGAGCAGCAGGCCAAAGCUCUGCUGAAGAAUGAGAACACCCGGAAUGACAGCAGUGGAGAGAUCCUCAACAAUAACUGUGUGAUGGAGUACCACCAAACCACAGGCACCCUCAGUGCACACUUCAGGAACAUGUCUUUGAAGCGUAUAAAGCGGUCAGACAGGCGUGGCGCUGAAUCGGUGACUGAGGAGAAGUUUACGGUUCUAUUUGAGUCUCAGUUCAGUGUGGGAGGAAAUGAGCUAAUGUUUCAUGUGAAGACGUUAUCUCUGCCUGUUGUGGUCAUCGUCCAUGGAAGUCAGGACAACAAUGCCACGGCGACAGUCCUGUGGGACAAUGCUUUUUCAGAGCCGGGUCGGGUCCCCUUCGUCGUUCCGGAUAAGGUGACAUGGCCGCAGCUGUGUGAGGCUCUGAAUAUGAAAUAUAAAUCGGAGGUGCAGAGUGACCGUGGUCUUUCUGAGGAGAAUUUGGUUUUCCUCGCCCAGAAAGCCUUCAGCAGCUCCAGCAACAACCCUGAGGACUACCGAAACAUGACCAUGAGCUGGUCCCAGUUCAACCGGGAGAGUUUACCGGGUAGGAACUUUACCUUCUGGCAGUGGUUUGACGGAGUCAUAGAACUCAUGAAGAAACAUCUCAAGGCUCACUGGAAUGACGGGGCGAUCCUGGGUUUUCUUAACAAGCAGCAGGCUCAGGACAUGCUGUUAUCCAAACCUAACGGCACAUUCCUGCUGCGCUUCAGUGACUCUGAGAUUGGAGGCAUCACCAUCGCAUGGGUGGCUGAGAACCCCAACAAAGCAGGAGAAAGAAUGGUAUGGAAUCUGAUGCCUUUCACAACUAAAGACUUCUCCAUUCGCUCUCUGGCUGACCGCAUCAGUGACCUGAACCACCUGCUGUUCCUUUAUCCGAGCCAGCCUAAAGAUGAGGUUUUCUCUCGUUACUGCACCCCUCCGAACUCAAAAGCUGUAGGUGAUGGCUACGUCAAACCAGAGAUCAAGCAAGUGGUGAAAGUUGAGUUUUCUCUACCAAAUUCCGAGCAGCCUGGUGGAAAUUCCAACUUCAUGGACCACACCGCUUCACCGAACGUCAAUCAACAAAACAACUUUGCGAUCUACCCUCCCAUGAGUGACCCUAUGUUGGACGCUGAAGGAGAGUUUGAUUUGGAGGAAACAAUGGACAUGGCCAGGCAGGUGGAAGAGUUCCUGCGCCAGCCGUCUGAACCCCAGUGGAGUGGACAGCAGUCGUGACCUUAGACGUCCCAUGACCUCUCAGCCCAACUACAGAGAACACCUCAAGGGGUUCCAUUCCAUUUUGCUUUUUUCAGUGUUUUAACAAAUGUGAAAGUUUUAAGAUGCUCAUUAACGUUUAAAAUGACUCUGCAAUGUAAUCGUAACUGCCUCUGCUUUUUGCAUGACAAUUAUGUGCAUCGUUUUCCUUCACUAGCCUAGCAGACCAGGGAAGGUGGAACGGUAGACGAAUUACAAAUCUGUUGAUGUUUUCAUCAAAUCGUCACUUAAGCAGCACUUCAAGCAAUGUUGUACUAUGUUUCAGGCCAAAACUCUAUAGUAUCAGUACCUUAACUGAUGGUAUUUGUAGUAGUUAAAACGUCACCAUGGAAAUUACCUCAAAUUGUCUGGCGUAGCUGUUUGUUAUUCUAGUGUUUUUUCCUUUAGGUCAGAUGAUUACCAAACAUGCAACCUCCUAUAAGUUAACAGUGUGGAAAAAAAUGUCAUCACCAGAUUAGUUUUAAAAGGAAUCAAGAAACAGUUCACAAACUAAGCAACAUUGAUAUUUAAUACGUUUGGUAAAAUCAAUUCACCUGAACUGCUUAUGGGUACAGUAGAGCUUUGAUUUGAAACAAUAUAUCGUUGCUUUCAAAUUAUCUUGACAUUUUGUUUGUUCUCUUUUAGCAACAGAAAUCUGUUGUAUUUAAUUAUAGAUGCCAUUAGUUUACAACAUUUCUUGUACGAAAACCAGGCCAUAUGCACCACACUAUGCAACACUUUAAUAUUUCCAGCUGCUGUUGGAUAUUCCUCUAUAACUCUGAGAAUGUGACAAAUGAAAUAAAAAGGGAGUUUUUUAGUUUGCAGAGUUGCCCUAGAAUUUUAACGGAAUGUAAGCAGUGACUUGGUCACUAUGUGCAGUGUCAAAGGGAUACUAAGCUAAUUUAUCACAUUAAUAAAGCGAUAAUUUGGCAAGAAAAUCACAUUUAUAAAAUUAUCCCCUUACUCCAAGUGUAGUUGAUCAGCCAAGAUGUUUACUUUUUUUGCACUGGAGCUGCGAAGCUAAAGUACCUAACAGAUAGUCGAAGCUUAUACCUCAAACUGCAUGUCUUAAUCAUCAAACAGCAACCUCAAGACGUGUUGAGUUGUUAAAGGGGCAUUUCACCCUAUAUUUAGCCUUUGACAUAUUAUUUGUUAUGUAAUAUUCUGUAUCCCUCUGUCUCUUUGGCUUGACAGAAAAUUAUGAUUGUGUUUUCUUUAGUGUUCUCUCACUACAAUACCCAGCAUGCAUUGUGUAAUUAUAUCAAACAGCAACUGCGAAUCCCCAUGCAGAAAUACAGACGUGAUACUGGUCUUCCUGGCUGUACCUUUAGCUGUCAUGCUAAAUCAUUUCAAACAGCCCAUCAAGUAUUUGCCCCAUGGGGCUUGUAGUUUUUCAGAAGUUCCUCCCACCUUCAAGAUGCAUCAUCAGAAGGGGGUUUUCCUAGUUUUGAAACCACAAAACUCUAGAGAAUAUAGUGACUAUUAUAGUGACCUCUUUAGAAGGCAAAUAGGCAUGUGUACAACAGAUGUAGCGAUAGCAACAUUUUUUAUAUCAGGCAAAUUAUCCCUUUAAAUAAGCACAAGUAGAUUUGCAUAUGUAGUUUCUGAUACUGUAUGACAUACUGUGGUAUAAGAAUGAACAGAAGUACAGACAAAACUUGCUUCUGCUAUGGCAAAUUACUGCUGCUACUGUUUUAGUUAUAUGAUGUACCAACUGCGGUAUAUGAGCUUGUAUGUUGACUACAUUAGCCUUGCAGCUCCAGUUCAAAACUAAAGAAGCAAACUUUAGACACCAAACAUGUUUUGGCUGAUUGACUACACUUGGUGUAAGAGGGAAAACAAUGUAAAUGAGAUCCCUUUUUUGCAUAUCACCUCAAUUAUAUGGUAAUGGUAUAAUUUUGUGCUAGCUAUCACAUACUUCAUCUGAAAACUAUAUGUUCAUCAUGCUCAAAACUCAUAGCCUAGACAAAAACCUAUUAAAAGGUUUGGCUGAAAUCAUAAUCCUGGCCCAAUCUACCCCUUUAAAUCAUGAAUUUGAGAUCCCGGUUUGUAAAACGAGCUCUAGCGUUGGCGUCUGUGCAUUCUUUCAUUGUUACAGGCUUUAGUUUCCUGUUUUGUCCAAAGCGACCCAUCUAGUUAACUCCAGAGUAAUAUGGCCAAGCAACAAAAAAAGUAACACCAUUGUUCUUACUUUCCCCCGUUCCACUCUUUCUCUUUCUUUUUGCCUUUCCUUCUGUGCCUUAAGACAGCUUAGGUUCGUCAUACAUUAGAAAAACCAAAGUCAAGCCUUGAUGUCCAACAGAUUAAAGCCCAAGCCUUUAUUAGGAUGAUUCUUUAAACCAGCUUUUCCUAAAGCACAUCGCCCAAGAACAGGGCUCCUAGAUCCUCACUACCUCUGAUCAUGAGUACAAUGUGAUCCAUGUUCGGCCCGACUGAUAUAUAUCAUUCUGCCAAUAUUAAGGGAGCAUGUUAUUGGAUAUUUGAUUAGGUGAAUAAAACACCCGUAUUUAGAAUCAAAUUGGGAGACUUGCUUAUUUUUGGAGAAUUCUAGUGGUUUCAUAUCCUCACAUUAAAGCUUAGAGAUUUAUAAACUGACGAUAAGUAAUUGCUCACCUUUGCUGCAGCAGUAACAACUAAAAGGAUUUGCACUGGAAAUUCUCCAUUGACAUCAUCCGAUUCAUGACUAGCAGAGGUGUAAAUCGCCAACGUUGAAAAGACUUGAUUUAAGAUUAUUUAGGAUGUUACUCAGUGCCUCUUUCUCUCUCUCUCUCUCUCUCUCUCUCUCUCUCUCUCUGUGUAUA